Molecule: messenger RNA, 1111 nt
Organism: Biomphalaria glabrata
Lineage: Eukaryota; Metazoa; Mollusca; Gastropoda; Planorbidae
Product: proteasome subunit alpha type-1-like
Exons: 11
Coding region: 238-1074 (278 amino acids)
Biological process (GO): ubiquitin-dependent protein catabolic process
Cellular component (GO): proteasome core complex; nucleus; proteasome core complex, alpha-subunit complex
Source: RefSeq, a predicted model, not a curated record
CGGAUUAGAAAGAUCCAUUAUUAGUUUUUUAUCGGCUCAACAUUCUGGGUUUAGAAGUUGUCUACCAUUAAACUCAUUUUGUCCUAUGAGUAUACCAAUUUUUCCCCGAUACAUUAGGUCUAGAUCUAUUUACACACAAACUAAGUCUAUUAUUUUAUAUCUAGAUAUCUAGUAACAUAUUGUAAAUAGUAAUACUAUUCAUUUUGGAUUUAAAUUUAAUAAACAAUCAGAUCUACAAUGUUCAGAAAUCAGUAUGAUAAUGAUGUUACAGUCUGGAGUCCACAGGGGCGGAUUCACCAAUUGGAAUAUGCCAUGGAGGCUGUUAAGCAAGGAUCUGCAUGUGUUGGCAUGAAAUCAAAAACACAUGCAAUUUUGGUAGCCCUUAAGAGAGCCCCAUCAGAAUUAUCAGCCCACCAGAAAAAGAUCUUACCUAUUGAUGACCACAUAGCAGUCUCUAUUGCAGGGCUCACUGCAGAUGCUAGGUUACUAUGCAAUUACAUGAGAAAUGAAUGUCUCAAUUCCCGAUGGGCCUACAACACACCGCUUUCAGUUUCUCGAUUGGUAGCAUCAGUUGGAAGUAAAUCACAGAUACCUACUCAGCGGUAUGGUCGGCGCCCUUUUGGUGUUGGCUUAUUAGUUGCUGGAUAUGAUGCUCAAGGCCCACAUAUUUAUCAGACCUGUCCAUCUGCCAACUACUAUGAUUGUAAAGCCAUGGCAAUAGGAGCACGAUCACAGUCAGCUAGAACAUAUCUGGAAAAACAUCUUGAUGUUUUCCCUGAUUGUUCACUAGAUGAGCUAGUUAAACAUGGUUUAAGAGCUUUGAGAGACACUCUACCUCAAGAAGUGGAUCUCACACCAAAGAAUUGUUCCAUUGGUAUAGUUUCAAAAGACACAAAGUUUUCCAUUCUAGAUGAUGACGAAGUUGCACCAUUUUUGGCAAUGAUUGAAGGUGAGGAAAGAAGUGUGAGGCCUGUCCAGGAAGAAGUAGGGCAACCAAUGGAAGCAGACGACCCAUCAAGUGGUGCCCAGCCUGAUCCUCUUGUUGCUGCUGCAGAUGAAACUAUGGAUCAGUAGUUUUUUUGUUCAAUUAAAUUGUGUUUCGAAAUAGUGA